Molecule: messenger RNA, 1872 nt
Organism: Epithele typhae
Lineage: Eukaryota; Fungi; Basidiomycota; Agaricomycetes; Polyporales; Epitheliaceae
Exons: 8
Coding region: 1-1872 (623 amino acids)
Cellular component (GO): cytoplasm; nucleus
Molecular function (GO): RNA polymerase II cis-regulatory region sequence-specific DNA binding
Source: RefSeq, a predicted model, not a curated record
AUGGAUCUUCUCUCCCUCCUCUACCCCCCAAAAGUCAUGGACGUCGACGACUCCCCCGCCUCCCCUCCUCCCUCAGCCCCCGCCCUCGAGAAGGCCCCCCGCCCCUACAAAUGCCCUUAUCCCCUCUGUGGCCGGGCCUUCAGUCGGCUGGAGCACCAGACUCGACACAUUCGCACCCACACCGGCGAGAAACCGUUUGAAUGCACCUUCCCUGGCUGCGAAAAACGCUUUUCCCGCUCCGAUGAGCUCACCCGGCAUUCCCGCAUACACACCAACCACGAUGCGUCGCAUUAUGUCGGCGCCGCAGGCUCGAGCCACCCCGGCUCAAGCAAGUACUCGGCCGGGUCCAGUGCCGAUGCCGACUAUCUGCACGCACGGGAGUCGAGCAUGCGCAUCAAGAAGAAGGCAAGGAGCCGUGCCAACAGCGACGACGAGGUGGGCAGCACUUCCCUUCGCACCACAUCCCAUGUCAUAUCUUGUUCUCGGCCGUCUCAUUCAUCCGUCUUUUUUCAGGAUGAAUCAUACGCCAGACCCACCGCACUUUACUCCCCCGACUCCACCGCGUACGACCGACCUUCGGCACGCUCCCGGGCCGGCCCGCCGAGCGACCGCCAUCUUCCCCCUGCCUCAGGUCCCAACGCCCUUUCCGCCUUAUCGAGCGUUGCCAUGGAGGAGUUGUACGCUCUGGAGCGAAGCGAGGCGUUGCGGAGAGCCGAGUUCGAGGUGCGCCAUAUGGAGAUGCUCCGUCGUGCCGAGUACGAGGCCCGCCAUGCCGACAUCUUGUCCGCUCAUCGGUUAACCAAGAGCGCAACCGCUACACCCCUCGCCACCCCAUACUUCUCGUCCUCAUCGUCGCACUACGCUGCAGAGGAAGGUGGAUACUUCGGCACCUCCCGCGAGCGUGACUCGCACCGCGACGAUGAAGACGCGAGCUCCUGGCAUGCCCCGCCCUCCUCUGGACACGCCGUCGAUGGCGCGCACUCACACCCUCGCCACGCGCCCUCGCAGGGACACCACAGUCAUGGAGCUUGGUCACAUCCCUAUCCCCAUCCUGCCGCACAUCGCCCGCACCUUCACCCUGGCCACGAGGACUCGCCUUCACCCAUUAGCUCCGAUUCUGACUCGAUGCACCCUAUUCACUCGCCUGCGGUUCCUCACCAGGGUCCGGUAGAACGCUCUCCGUACGCGACGGGUUCUCGAACACCGGGCGGCACUGAGUACGCGUACACGCCGUCGACUAGCCCCUUUCUCGGCGGACUGCGUACGCUCAACAUUCACUCCAGCGGCCCUCGCGUGCGCCCUCGCCCUUCCGGUUACCCCCUGCGUCUAUGGACAGCCCCUGGUGUCAUGAGCGGCCGCAUGGCGAAGCGUAGCAGCUCUGGCGACCUCGUGGCGUAUGGCGCGUCGCAUGGAUUCUCUUCCGACCACUUCUCGAUGCCGCCGCCGAGCUUCCAUAUCCCGUACUCGAGCGACCGUACGUCAACGACCUCGUUGCCGACACCCCAGCUCUCCAGCGGCCCUAGCAGCAGCGGCAGCAGCCCCAGGAGCCGGACGCAAUCGAUCAUCGUUGUCGAUGGGGGUAGCGCGUCGCCACACCAUCACCACCACCAUCACGCCCACCUGGCACACUCUGUGCGCGCUGCGUUCGGCAUGACGCCCAUCCAUCCCCUCGGUGCCGUGUCGCGCUCGGGUUCCCCGCCUAUCAAGCUUCCACCGCUCAACCUGCCGUCGUCGCCGUCAUCACCACUCAAACGUCCGGAUGCGCUCGACAAGGAUUCUCGCAGACGGAGCUUGGACGGGGCCGUGAGUGAUCUGAGCCUGCGCGAGCACGACGCGAAGCAGAAGGUCGAGCUCCCAGGGCUUGGAGCGUAG